Messenger RNA from Scatophagus argus, 4909 nucleotides. It is a transcript of the gene cbarpb, whose product is annotated as CACN subunit beta associated regulatory protein b. Gene Ontology annotation, molecular function: transmembrane transporter binding. The record is from RefSeq and is a predicted model, not a curated record. The coding region runs from base 1174 to 3858 and encodes 894 amino acids. The transcript has 11 exons. NCBI's taxonomy places the organism in Eukaryota, Metazoa, Chordata, Actinopteri, Scatophagidae. Gene Ontology annotation, cellular component: secretory granule; plasma membrane. Gene Ontology annotation, biological process: negative regulation of voltage-gated calcium channel activity; negative regulation of calcium ion-dependent exocytosis.
ACAAAUAAACCAAUAAAAGAAGCAAAGAGAACAAAAGAGACGCCGUACAGGUGCAAGUAUAAUCAUGAGAAGGGGAAAAUACUUCAGUUUACAUUCACUGUGACAUUCGGGCUGUCUGUGAAGACAAAUUGAGCAUCAGGCUAAUUUGAGAAACCCUUCAGUCAGUCGGUUUACCUCACUCGUUGCGUCACGUGGUGCGCCUCUGACUGGGUGGUGGGCGUGUCUUAAACAGUGGGGUUUCAUUCAUAAAUACUUUUAGCUUUAAAAUCCACAUUAAAGUGUUCACAGAAGAGUUUCCUGGUAUCGACUUCGCCCCUCCACCCCUGCAUGGACCAGGCUAGUUGAGUAGCCAUGCAGCACUGCCGUCCUGUUGCUCCGAGGCCAGUGGGCCAGCCCUGAGGGGGAGCACCGCUGCUCAGGCUCAGUCGGCUGGGGGCUGAGGUGGCUGAGGAUGCAGCAAGGGAGCUGAGGAGGAGACUCCUGAGCCCCAGCCUGACACACACGCAUAUACAGACACACACACCCAGAGCUGCUGCUGCGCACUGCCCUCCAUCAGGGUAAGACACUGGGCUGGUAGAAAGCAGGAUGUGGUACAGUACUGCAAAGGAAAGCAUUCUGGUCACAGUCUGAUGUGUGUUUCCCAUAACAGUUUUCAUGCUUGGACGGUAGAGGCAGGUAGUUAGACAGGCUGGCAGCAAAGAGCUCGGCAAUAGCUCACAGGUUGUGGUGCUGAAGUUGAGUGCUGCAGUGAUUGGCAGGCAAGCAAGGAGUGCUGAGUGCUGCUGGCAUGUUACUCCUGCCCUGCUGGGUGAGUAGAUCUAUCCAGGGUGUGUUUGUGUGUGUGAGAGAGAGUGUGUGUGUGUCUGUGAGUGUGUGGGCGUUUGGUGCAGCAGUAGCAAUAUUAAUGGCUAUGAUCAGUAAGAGCAAACGCAUAGCAGCAGCGGUAGAAGAACUCAGCUGCUGGAGCCAGUGUUUAGCGUGAGCUUGUGUUUCUCUUUCCUCUGCGUGUGUGUGUGUGUGUGUGGGAGGUAGAUAGAGUCUUCAGGCUGAUAUGGAAUUAUGGGUGAUGAUUUACGGCCAAGAUGCUAGCAUUUGCAUCUUCCAUGGGAUUGGACGCACGCACACAAGCACAAGCUGUACACACAUAGGGGGACUCUCUAGUUGAUUUGGACCAUGAGCAAUGAGUCUAACGUCUGGAACAUCUUACCAAAAAACUCCACAGAGAUCCCAUUUGAGGCUGAGGAGCAGCAAGAUGGAUAUAUGCUCCUCCUGGUGAUCCUCUCCAUCUUCCUGGUAGGAACUCUGAUCUUCGCCUUCGUCUUCCUCAUCACCUGCCGUCGCUGUUGUCGAGGAGGGAAAUUCUGCUCCAGGGCCAGCGAUGACCCUGAGAAAACCAACACCACCUACAUGGAGGAGUCUCAGCCCACCCAUGAAAUCACCAUCAGGGUGGAUGAGUCAGAGUGCCUGUCAAUGGCCAGCUCUCACGACCAAGAGACCGAGCGCUUUCUCUCCACGGGCACAACAGGCCGUCGCGUCUCCUUCAAUGAGGCUGCGCUCUUCGAUCAUGGCAAGAAAACCCAGGAGAAGGGCCGCAGGUACACUCUGACCGAGGGCGACUUUCACCACCUGAAGAAUGCCCGGCUCACACACCUCCACAUCCCUCCCCCGGCCCUCAAGAUAGUCACUAUCCACGAGUGCGACUCGGCCGAGAACAGCAUCACCAUGACAACACGCCCGGUUGCUAAGUCAGCACUUUCCAUCUUCCAGCCCAUGCUGUGCCCCCUACCACAAACAGCACUGACCAGCCUGAGUGUCAAUCCCAGCUGUGCCCUCCCUGGAGAUGCUCUCAACUCUGUGGUGGACACCACCUUCAGUGAGAACACUAUUUCCCUCAGCACCAAAGAGCCAAGCUCUAUUGAGAUGAUGGGAGUGGGGCCCCGGGGCAGAGGCAGCAGUGUCAGUGUUGGAGAAGCGGCUGUGGUGGGGAGCGGUGCCCCUCCUGAUGGUGGCAUCGCAGGAAGCCAGGGGCCCGUGUUGCAGUUCUUAACUAAACUGCGGCGCCAUGCUAGUCUGGAGGGGGCCAGCCCUUACUUCAAGAUCAAGAAAUGGAAGCUGGACAGCAGCCAGAGAGCCUCCAGUCUGGAUACGAGAGGCUCUCCAAAGAGGAGACAGUUCCAGCGGCAGCGAGCCGCCAGCGAGAGCAUGGACCAGGACGAUAAUGACGCGCACCACAUAGACCUCAUCCAGUACAUCGCCCGCACCCAGGACGUCACAUAUCGUGCCAGCCAGCCCACUUCACGCCUCCUCUCACCUCCUUCCACUCCACCCCCCUCCCUCGGCAGGGUAGAGGUAGAGGUGAUGGUGGAGCCCAGCUGCAGCCGUGGUGGACCAGGGGUGAUUGGCCUAUCCCCUGAUCCCCAAGACGAAGCACUGUCCCUUGCAAGAAGGGAAGGUGCAGACCCUUUGGACCCCCUCAAUCCCCGGGAUCCCCAGUCACUUUACAAAGACAUCUGGACCCUACGUGCAACACUUGAACAGUAUGCGGCCUCUGACCAGAGCAGCAACAAUGACAGGAACUCUGUCUGCAGCGAUGCUGACAGUGUGUGUUCGCUGAGCGGUCGCACAGAAAUUGAAAGAGGAGGGCUACCCAGCUACCCGUCUCAAGAUUUAGGGGAUGAGGCGGAGGAUGACAAGGACAUUUUGAUGUAUAUGGAUGAGAGGUUGGGGUUGAAGGAGGGAAAAAAGAGGAAACAGGAAAGCACAGAAUCAGAGGGAAGGGGCAGCGAUGGAGAAACAGGGACUCGUAAAUUGCUGCAGAUGGACAGUGGCUAUGCGUCAAUAGAGGCUCCAUCUCGUGGUCCGGAAGACCUGCGACUGUUUGGGAGCUUCAGCAGCAGCCCUAAGGACAGAACAGCCCACGAGAAGCGACACCACUUUACCAGUGCAGGAAGAACUGGCACUAUUGGUGAGAGUUUUGAGUCUCAUCUCUUCGAGGAGGAGCCGGAGGAUGAGUUGUUGUUGGGUGCCAGCGGAGGAGUUUCCAUAGAAACAGGUGCUGGUUCACUGAGCUGGUUCCCGUAUGGUCAGAUGCUCACACCUCGAGAGGCUGCACAGCCUUCACCCCAACCGCCAACACUGCACCGGCGAGACUACAGCAUUGAUGAAAAGACGGAUGCCCUCUUCCAUGAGUUUCUCCGCCAUGACCCUCAAUUUGACCAGCAGGAGUCGCCACUAAGGAGGCACCGGUCACGAAUCCACCUCCGCAAACAGUGGCAGCGCCACAAGCAGUGGAGUGACCCUGGUGUCAGACACUUUCAGUCCUCUUUUGACAGACAGCGAACCCCUUUGCGGAGGGGUGACAGUGUGAACUACCCACUGGACACAAGUUACCACAGCACACUCCCCCGCAUCGUCAGUGCUCCUGACGAGGAGACCAGUGAUGGGACUGGCAGCACUGCGGAUACUUUGAAGGUAGAGCCUACAACUACCGAGAACGAGGGCAAAGACAGGGAGCAGGGUGUCACUAUCAGAGAUGCUGACGACAACACCUCCUCUCCUGCACAACCUCUUCAUCCCUCCAUCUCAGAGAAAGAUGGAGGACUGGGUGAGCACCAUGACCCUCAGGAGGACAGCAAACAAUCUGGACUCCCUCCCGAACCUUCGGACGAGCGCUCGCCCCCUCAGCUGCCCGACUCCUCAGGCUACGGCCCGCAGACCAUCACAGCAGAGCUCACAGACAAACUGACUGCUAACCUAGAUGAGAGGCUGUACAUGGGCCUUCGCAGGACCAAGGACACAGCCACCGAGUGCGUGACAGUGACGGCCACACACGCUUCUCCGGACCACAGCCCAGUGUAGCAGUGCUUUAGUCUCCUCCUUAUCAAUGUCACUCCUGCUGAUACACACUUUUCUUUCUGUUUGGUUUGUCUUGCCUCAUUUUAAAUGUCUCUCUGUAUACGGUUUGAAUGUUGUGAUCCACAAAUAUUAACACACAGUGAAUAUAUGCUUUAUAUUAAUUCAUCAUUUAACACUUCCUCCCCAAUCAUCGUCGAUGCGGUGGAUCCACUAGACAUGCAGCCUCCUCAUGCCUGUUAUCAUUACAAAGCUAUUUAGUGGUGCCAUUUUACAGUCUGUUAAUGAAGAAGGAAACAGCUGACAAUAAUAACAGAGCUAACAUAUCAAAAAUCAUGUGGUUUUAGUAAGAACUGUUUCCUCAUUAUUUAUUUCUGUGUCUGUUUCCGUCUGUCAUUCCUGUCUUGGCUCUGCAGUAUAAAUAAGUCAAGCUGAGGGCCAGUAUGGCCUCUGUACUUGUUGAUCCACUGUGAAACCAGGUGCUAUUACACAAACAGAAAGUUACAGAUAUGGACAGUCCCCUAUUAGACUCACAAUCACAAUAUAUUUGUUGAAAAUAAGUAAUUAUAUCACCAUUCAGGAGCUAAAAAGGAUUUAGAGUGCCGUAUUUGAUCUAUCGCAGUGGUUGUUUAGAACAGUAGUUCCCAACUGAUCGGGUCUCAGAUGAAUAAAGUAACAGGGAAGCAAAGUAUAUUGAUUUCUUUUAAACAAAAUUAUAUUUAUUUUUUCAGGAGUUUGUCCUGUUAAUGUCAUUUUCUCUCAACAUUGAGGCUAUGAUAGCCAAUUCUAGGAGUAGUUAGCGUUUUUCACAUCUUGAUGAAAUAUGUCAGUAUUUGAUAUGAGUUGCUGUUUCUAUAACGUUUCCAAUUUACAGUCACCUGUGCAGCUUGGUCAGUUUCAUCUGUGCUCGUUGCCAUGUUUGUGGACAUUUUCCAGGGAAGUAAUGAGGUAGUUAUGUGGAAGGACAAUCUUCUCAUUCUCUUGAUCCUGCCUACAAAACUCUGAUUGAUGAAAAAAAAAAAAGGUCACUGAGGGUCACAAGUAGAUAUUGCUUGAU